AUGCCAAAGUCAGAACCGCGGGCGGGCAUCCGCGCAAGCACCCGGAAGACCUCGAGUCGCAGUACCGCCGCUUCCGAACCACGAUGUUUCCAAAGACCGGAGCCCGUAAUGCGUUCUCCCCAGCAGCCUCUGCGGUCCCGUCGACACCCAUCCACGCUGCCACAGGUAUCUGGUUCUGAUUCUCGUAACCCUCCUUCUGCGCCAUCGCUGGAGGAUCACGAGGCAUGUUUGGCUACUGUCAAAACCCUAGAGCGGGAAAUUAAAGUGUUAGAGGGGGACAAGGAGACCCUGUUAGAGCGCCUUCAAAAGAUUAAAAGUGAGAAGCAGAAGCUGCUUUCUGAGCGGCAGGAAACUCAACAAUUGUACCAACAACUUUGGAGUCCUGCUAGUUUACUGGAAAAUGCGGAUCCUGCUGCCUUGAUAACUGCUCUACCAGCAACGACAGCGGUGCCGGAUAUAUAG
This is a messenger RNA of Aspergillus vadensis CBS 113365, 462 nucleotides long. RefSeq lists its product as uncharacterized. NCBI's taxonomy places the organism in Eukaryota, Fungi, Ascomycota, Eurotiomycetes, Eurotiales, Aspergillaceae. The transcript is spliced from 4 exons. The record is from RefSeq and is a predicted model, not a curated record. The coding region runs from base 1 to 462 and encodes 153 amino acids.